Molecule: messenger RNA, 3128 nt
Organism: Ricinus communis (castor bean)
Lineage: Eukaryota; Viridiplantae; Streptophyta; Magnoliopsida; Malpighiales; Euphorbiaceae
Product: probable helicase CHR10
Exons: 17
Coding region: 113-2755 (880 amino acids)
Biological process (GO): DNA repair; chromatin remodeling
Molecular function (GO): DNA helicase activity; ATP-dependent chromatin remodeler activity; ATP binding
Source: RefSeq, a predicted model, not a curated record
UGGAUUUGUUAUUUAUUUACUUCUCCAUUUCCCUCGCUUUUCAUCCAAGCUGCUAUUCAGUGUCAAAACCGCCAUUUCUGUCAAAUGUCUAAACAACCAAAAUAGACAAAGCAUGGAUUACGAGCAGAGAAUAAUGACAGCAGCUUCGAUCAUAAUCGACGCCGACGCACGCGCCGAUGACGUGACCAUAAACGCUGCAGAAAUUGGAGUUACAGCGACACUGAAACCUCACCAAGUGGAAGGUGUCUUUUGGCUUAUACGGAGAUACCUUCUCGGCGUGAACGUUAUACUAGGAGAUGAGAUGGGAUUGGGAAAAACUUUGCAAGCUGUAUGUUUCCUAAGUUAUUUAAAAGCUCAGCAGAUAUCAGCUGGACCGUUUUUGGUAUUAUGCCCUCUAAGUGUUACAGAUGGCUGGAUCUCAGAGAUGGCCAAAUUCACUCCAAAACUGAAGGCCCUUAGAUAUGUAGGUGACAAAGACCACCGGAGAAAUCUACGCAGAAACAUGUACCAGCAUGUAAAAAAUCAUCCCUCAUCAACUGAUAACUGUUUACAGGGAUCGUUGUUACCUUUUGAUGUGCUGUUGACAACCUAUGACAUAGCGUUGAUGGAUCAAAACUUUCUUUCUCAAAUUCCUUGGCAUUAUGCAAUAAUUGAUGAAGCUCAAAGACUUAAAAAUCCUUCCAGUGUUCUGUAUAAUGUCCUCAAUGAGCGGUUCCUCAUGCCUAGACGGCUAUUGAUGACGGGCACUCCUAUCCAGAAUAAUCUCAUUGAACUCUGGGUUUUGAUGCAUUUUUGCAUGCCUUCAGUGUUCGGGACACUCGAGCAGUUUCUUUCCACGUUCAAAGAAGCUGGAGAUCCUACAUCAGAUCUCGAUGCAGCCAAGAUCAAGAGGCAAUUGAAGACUUUAAAAUGCAUGUUGACAGCCUUCAUGCUUCGGAGAACAAAAUCUAAGCUUAUAGAGGCUGGCAACCUAGUACUGCCACCACUUACAGAGGUUACUGUGAUGGCUCCACUGGUCAGCCUGCAAAAGAGGGUUUAUAUGUCAAUAUUGAGGAAGGAGCUCCCAAAACUUCUUGCAUUGUCGUCUGCAGCUUCUAAUCAUCAAUCUCUACAGAAUAUUGUAAUACAACUACGAAAAGCAUGUAGCCACCCUUACCUCUUUCCUGGUAUCGAGCCUGAGCCAUACGAAGAGGGUGAACACCUAGUUCAGGCUAGUGGAAAGCUUAUAAUUUUGGACCAAUUACUUAAGAAGCUGCAUGGUUCUGGACACCGUGUCCUUAUCUUUGCUCAGAUGACCCAUACGCUUGACAUUUUACAGGAUUUUCUGGAGUUGCGCAAGUAUUCCUAUGAGCGUCUUGACGGUUCAAUUCGGGCUGAGGAGCGAUUUGCUGCCAUUAGAAGUUUUAGUGGACAAGCAAUGAAGUUGAAAUCUGAAUUUGAGGAAAAUAGUGCCUUUGUUUUCAUGAUAUCUACAAGAGCUGGAGGAGUUGGCUUAAAUCUUGUGGCUGCAGACACGGUUAUAUUCUAUGAGCAAGAUUGGAAUCCCCAGGUUGAUAAGCAGGCUGUGCAGCGAGCACACCGGAUUGGUCAAAUGAAUCAUGUGUUGUCUAUAAACUUGGUUACACGGCAUACUGUAGAAGAGGUUAUUAUGCGGAGGGCAGAGAAAAAAUUGCAGCUUAGUAAUAAUGUUCUGGGGGAUGAUGUUAUGGAACAGAAAGGGAAAGAGCCAGUAGGAGUUGAGACUGUUGAUUUGCGAUCUAUCAUAUUUGGGUUACAUAUUUUCGAUCCCUCAGAGAUCACUACUGAAAAACCAGAUGAACUAAACAUGCCAGAAUUGAAUGCUAUGAUAGUGAAAGUAAUUGGAAUUCGUGAUGAUCAAGGAUUGGCAAAGGAUGGUGGGAAAUAUAAGCUAGAUCAAGUUGAUCAAAAGAAAGGAUUUGAUGUGGUUACUGGGGGAAAUUCUGCUUUUAUCAAUUAUGAUCCUGGUCUUGAUGAGGCAUCUUACCUCUCAUGGGUGGAAAGAUUUAAGGAAGCCUCACAAUCAAGUGGCAAUAUGGUCUUGGAUUUGGGACAUAGGAGGAGUUUGCCUGAGGAUAAGCAUCUUAAACUUGAGGCAGCAAAGAAGAAAGCAGAGGAGAAAAAGUUAAAUAAGUGGGAAUCCCUUGGAUACCAUUCAUUGUCUGUUAAAGAUCCUGAAGCUGUGGAUGGUGAUGUACUGUCAGAAUCAGGUUUUCUUCAUUUUGUUGUUGGAGAUUGUACAGAACCAGCAAAAGUCUGCCCAUCUGAACCUACUGUCAUAUUCAGUUGUGUGGACAAUUCUGGAAAUUGGGGCCACGGAGGAAUGUUCAAUGCACUGGUGAAGCUGUCUUCAAGCGUCCCCAAUGCGUACGAACGGGCAUCCGAGUUUGGGGACCUUAAUCUUGGUGAUCUCCAUCUUAUAAGAAUUAACGAGGACUCUGAGACACAAAGCACAGAAGGUGAUUCUCCUCAAUGGGUGGCUUUGGCUGUUGUGCAAUCAUAUAAUCCCAGGCGUAAAGUCCCCCGCAGCAAUAUCUCUAUUCCUGACUUGGAGCAUAGCCUAUCCAAGGUUUCUUUUGUGGCAGCUCAAAACUAUGCCUCAAUUCAUAUGCCUCGGAUUGGGUAUGGCGACGGAUUAGAUCGGUCACAGUGGUACACUGUGGAACGUCUUCUACGAAAAUAUGCUUCCAUUUAUGGCAUAAAUAUCUAUGUGUAUUAUUAUCAACGAUCUUCUUGAAGCUUGGGGGUGACACUAAUUGUGAAUUGUGAUGUCCUCCAGUGUUUGUAGUUGCGACUUCAUAGAACAAGAUGAAAUUAACAUUUUACUAAUUAGCAGGAUGCAUUUAGGCUCGUUUUUUGAGGAACAUGGACCCUUGUUCUACCAUAUGCUUUAGCAUUUUAAGAAAGUUGGGAUCAGAUUAUUGAAGAGGAGCAUUGGUCUAUACGAAGAAGUUUUGAUCUGAUAUGCGUUUGGUGGCGAAGCAAGAACUUACCUUUGUUUAUUACAUUUUGUCUGGCAAACCUUGUUAAGGUUUUGGAACUCCAUCUCUGCUAGGGAAGGAAAUACUAAUUAGAGUAGGUUUUUCAAUUUAUUUUUAAAAUUUCCACAA